This is a messenger RNA of Uncinocarpus reesii 1704, 1653 nucleotides long. RefSeq lists its product as uncharacterized. Gene Ontology annotation, molecular function: pyridoxal phosphate binding; carboxy-lyase activity. The transcript has 2 exons. Gene Ontology annotation, cellular component: cytoplasm. The record is from RefSeq and is a predicted model, not a curated record. The coding region runs from base 1 to 1653 and encodes 550 amino acids. NCBI's taxonomy places the organism in Eukaryota, Fungi, Ascomycota, Eurotiomycetes, Onygenales, Onygenaceae. Gene Ontology annotation, biological process: carboxylic acid metabolic process.
AUGGAGCGCGCAGACGAAGUCAGAAAUCUCCUCAAUCCCGUGCAGGAACGGAUCCUGCAGUUUAUACAAUCCGCAGACCAAGGCUCGCAGGCACUCGUGCAGAGACAUGCGUCCAACGAGAGCGGUCCGUUCAAAUCCGGAUUGCUAGACCUGAAGAAGCCCACGGAGCUACAGGAGGAAUUGCAGGUCGAACUUCCCGCGCACGGCCAAGGAGUAGACGGACUCCUUCAGGUUUUGGACAAGCUCCUUCGAUACUCCGUGAAUACUUGGCACCAGGGAUUCCUGGACAAGCUCUAUGCGUCGACGAAUGCACCCGGGCUUGCCGCUGAGUUGAUCAUCGCUACCUUGAAUACCAAUGUCCAUAUAUACCAAGUGGCUCCAGUCUUAACAAUCAUCGAGAAAACCACGGCGGCCCGCUUGGCGUCGCUCUUCGGCUUGACGGGACAAUAUGCUGGAGGAAUAUCGGCGCAGGGGGGCACGGCGUCGAACACAACCGCGAUUGUGAUCGCCCGGAACACUUUAUUCCCAGAAACGAAAACAGAGGGCGUCAGCAACAACCAAUUCGUCUUGUUCACAAGCGCGCAUGGGCAUUAUAGCAUUGAGAAGGCCGCGCAAAUGCUUGGAUUUGGCAGCAAGGCCGUUUGGCCCGUCCCUGUGGACGAGAAGGGGCAGAUGAUACCAGAAAAGCUUGAUGAGCUCAUCACGACCGCAAAGGAGCAGGGAAAGAAGCCAUUCUUUGUCAAUGCGACCGCCGGCACUACAGUAGUUGGUAGCUUUGACCCUCUACCGGAGAUCCAUCAAAUUUGCCUAAAACAUAACCUGUGGUUCCAUGUUGAUGCCUCAUGGGGUGGCUCAUUCAUCUUUUCUAAAAAGCAAAGGAGCAAACUCAGAGGGUCUCACCUUGCUGAUAGCAUCACCUUUAAUCCGCACAAAAUGCUUGGUGUCCCGUUGACCUGUUCGUUCCUUUUGGCCGCGGACAUCCGUCAGUUCCACCGUGCCAAUACCCUUCCAGCAGGAUAUUUGUUCCAUAAUGAGGAGUAUACAAACGGAUUCUGGGACUUGGGAGAUUUGACCUUGCAAUGCGGUCGCCGUGCAGACUCCCUCAAAUUAUUCCUUAGCUGGAUGUACUAUGGGUCUGAGGGCUAUGAACAGCAGAUCGACUCUGCCUGCAGUAUUGCAGAGCAACUUUCUACUCUCGUUGGUGCCUCGCCUCAUCUCAAGCUUCUCACCGAGAAUCCUCCUCCAUGUCUCCAGGUUUGUUUCUACUACGCUCCUUUAGGCCGAAUGGCCUACCCGCCGGAGCGGGAAAUCAACGGCAAGAGGCUGAGCGAAGAAGAGCGAGCCAAACUCAACGGAAAAGUAACCGAAGAAGUUGUUCGGGAGCUUGUUGACCAAGGUUUCAUGGUGGAUUACGCGCCUCCAAGUGAAGACGAUACAUUUGCUAGAGAUGGAAAGUUUUUCCGCUGUGUUGUUAACGUCCUUACGAAAAAGGAGACCAUAGAGGCUCUUGUGGAUAUAAUCGUUAAACUCGGAUCAAAACUUGUCCAACGACAGUUGGGCUCAGAGUUGAAAGUGCCGACUGCGAGUGUCAUGUCAGGAUUUCAGCCAAAGAACCCUGCGGAAAUGGGACACGGUCCAGUUGUUCAUGGAUAA